CAGCGUGCCCCGCGGCGGGCCCUGCCGGCCGCGACUCCGGGCUUGGCCCAGGCCCUAGCGCGUCGGCCGGCGUCCUGGGGCGCGCGUGGAGGCUGCAGUCACGGUGGCGCCCGCGGGGACGAAGGAGGGAAUGAGUGAGGAGGAGCAGGGCUCCGGCACUGUCGCGGGCUGCGGGCUGCCCAGUAUAGAGCAAAUGCUGGCCGCCAACCCGGGCAAGACCCCCAUCAGCCUGCUGCAGGAGUAUGGGACCAGAAUAGGGAAGACGCCCGUGUACGACCUGCUCAAAGCCGAGGGCCAAGCCCACCAGCCUAAUUUCACCUUUCGGGUCACCGUUGGCGACACCAGCUGCACUGGUCAGGGCCCCAGCAAGAAGGCAGCCAAGCACAGAGCAGCUGAGGUGGCCCUCAAACACCUCAAAGGGGGGAGCAUGCUGGAGCCGGCCCUGGAGGACAGCAGUUCUCUCUCUCCCCUAGACUCCGCACUGCCUGAGGACACCCCAGUCCUUACUGCAGCAGCCAUGGCUGCUCCUGUUCCAUCCACUGGCCUUACCAGGAGCUCUCCUAUGGAGAUGCAGCCCUCCGUGUCCCCCCAGCAGUCAGAGUGCAACCCCGUGGGGGCUCUGCAGGAGCUGGUGGUGCAGAAGGGCUGGCGGCUGCCUGAGUAUACAGUGACCCAGGAGUCUGGGCCUGCCCAUCGUAAGGAGUUCACCAUGACCUGCCGAGUGGAGCGGUUCAUUGAAAUUGGCAGCGGCACUUCCAAGAAACUGGCCAAGCGUAAUGCAGCGGCCAAAAUGCUGCUCCGCGUGCACACCGUGCCCCUGGACGCGCGAGAUGGCAAUGAGGCAGAGCCCGAUGACGACCAUUUCUCCCUCGUGAGUAGCUGGCACGACACCCAGCAGCCUCCCUGGCUCCCAGGCCGGCUGUGGCCCGCUGCUGACCCUACACCUCAUAGCCAAACCCUGCAGCUCUUCAGGGUUAGGAAGGCUGGUACGAGGAGUGAGCUGGAGCCAGCUCUCUUCCUGCACACUGGGCGCCUCACCCUUGGCUUGCACCUGCCUCAACCUCCCCUACCUCAACCUUACCAGGGCGCUGGCUCCCGCCUAGACGGACUUCGCAGCCGUGGGCCCGGCUGCACCUGGGAUUCCCUGCGGAAUUCCAUGGGCGACAAGAUCCUGUCCCUGCGCAGCUGCUCCCUGGGCUCGCUGGGUGCCCUGGGCCCCACCUGCUGCAGCAUCCUCAGUGAGCUGUCGGAGGAGCAGGCCUUCCAUGUCAGCUACCUGGAUAUCGAGGAGCUGAGCCUGAGCGGGCUCUGCCAGUGCCUGGUGGAGCUGUCCACCCAGCCAGCUACCGUGUGUCAUGGCUCUGCAGCCACCAGGGAGGCAGCCCGGGGUGAUGCCGCCCGCCGGGCUCUGCAGUACCUCAAGAUCAUGGCGGGCAGCAAGUAGAGCCCUAGCUGGACUCAUGGAUGCACACCCCCGUGUUCCCGGCCCACGUCCAGCCCCCUCGAGAGGCGCCCUCUCUACCUCGGACACAGACUGCCUGCCUCGAAGCUAGGGGCAUGGGCUGGGACCCCACUCUUGUGCUGCAGCCGGGAACGAAGCCCAGAAGCUGGGCUUGUGCUGGAGGCCGAAUAAAUGUGCUGCUCCUUGG
This is a messenger RNA of Ochotona curzoniae (black-lipped pika), 1649 nucleotides long. It is a transcript of the gene TARBP2, whose product is annotated as TARBP2 subunit of RISC loading complex. NCBI's taxonomy places the organism in Eukaryota, Metazoa, Chordata, Mammalia, Lagomorpha, Ochotonidae. The transcript has 8 exons. Gene Ontology annotation, cellular component: RISC-loading complex. Gene Ontology annotation, molecular function: pre-miRNA binding; double-stranded RNA binding; siRNA binding. The record is from RefSeq and is a predicted model, not a curated record. Gene Ontology annotation, biological process: regulation of viral transcription; regulation of miRNA processing; regulation of siRNA processing. Bases 131 to 1444 code for a protein of 437 amino acids.